GAUUUUUUUUAUUUGAUAAAUGUAGGUAGAUUACAGACCGGGAGACUACCAUACAGCUACGGUGAUACAGGAUCAGUUUUAACAAGGAGAAUAUCUGAUAUCUUUAUAGAAAAUAUUUAUAUAAUUUCUUUGACGAAAGUUUAUUUUUUAAAUAAACACAUACGGCUUAACUCUGUAUGGCUAAUGGCUUUAAGGAACAUAAUGUUACAACAUCGCAAUGCGACUUAAAUCCGGUAGAACGGGAGAGAUAAAUCAUAGAAGGAUAGUGUAAUAUAAAGAUAUCAGGAUGUCUAUCCGGGCACAGAUCGCGUUUGGCAAAAACUUAACAUUACAAAAACAACUCGAGGACAAAUACCUUAAUCUUCGUCGGUCGUUCAGACAUUCCCGACGCCGACUGGAUACAACGGAAGAGGAAUGCGUUGCGGCCUUAUACAAGUUAUUACUGUACGCAAGAGAGAAACAAGGACUCUCUGACGCGGCUGAUGUGAAUAUAUUCAAUGACCUAUUGAAGAAGCCGAAAUCUGCAGGUGCACGAAGGUCACAGUCUGUUGCGGAUAUGCACAAAACAGAUGAAAAUGUUGCACGACGUCCAGCAACGGCGAUGGCGGGCAAAACAUACACUCAGUCGUUCAGUUUUAUAAAAGAUGGACUUAACAUUGACAAGACACGACGUGACAGAUUCAUGCGUACCAAAGCUGAAAAGGAACGAAUGAAGGAUGAUAAUGUAAAAGUAGAACGUCUAACGGACAAUUGGCAGACGUUAAAAAUGAACAGAGCAAAGACGGCAGUUGAUCGUUCGGAAUCCCCAGACGAAAGUUCGGAUAAUGACAAUGAUACGUUACCCGUACGUCCAAAAACCGCGUAUCCUCAAGCAAACAGAAAACCUGAAUUCAAAGGACUUCUUUCGCGACCUCGCACAAGUAAUACUUUGAGAACGCCAAAAACGACUUUAGCAAUAGCACAGCGGUCGUCGACGCCAGUAAAUGUCUCAGACAAGCAUGCAGAAAUCCUCUCAGCAUACUCUAACACAGAGGAUGAAGAUAAAAACUCAGAAUUCAGCGGAAAUGGAACGCAGACGCGUUCACAUACGCAUGGCGAACGAUUGGAUUCACCGUCGUUAACAACUGUCCACGAAGGUCGGACAACAAUAGACGGUAGAAAAUCACCACUUAUUGUGAGAAUAACAACCACUCGGCUAAAUGACUCCAUACACAGCGAACGAAUGCAUGAAAACGCGUUGCAGUUCAGGGCAGAAUCUAGACUGGACAACAAUGAAGAUGAAGAACUUAUCCCCUUGGACGAAGACGACAAAAAUAAGCUAAAUGAACUCGUCAAUACAGACCAAAACGAAACAAUCAAACUGCGCGCAUCGCCUUCUAGACAGGGAACUUCUAGCUUUCUUGCACCAUCGAGAAAUGCUUCAACGCCACUUACGCCGGACGAUAACCUACUUCAAAUGUCAGCACAAAAGACGCAAUCAUUCUUGACGCAAUACUCCAAGAAGUCUAAAGUAAUUGGUUAUGUGAUGAAGACCCGCUCUUCUAUUGCAGCUCCUCGAGAGAGACUCAUUUCACAUAGAUCUCCAUGCAUUACUUACCAAGAACUGGCGUCAAUAAAAGCAGGAAUAAAACAACACGAAUCGAAAACACGGUCUCUGUUACAAAGAAGUGCAAAACUCAGCACGUACGUCGAUAAACUAGCAAAAGCUGGGGAGAUGAGGAAACGAUUGCAAGAACUCAAAGAAAACACUGAUAAGUCUGGGUGAAAAUCUUAGUGGUUAAUUAAUGUUAAAAAUAUGAGGAAAAGGCGUUCAUGAGUGUCAAGCCAAUAAAGGAAGCUUCGCUUUGUAAAUAACAGUUCUCGUAAAAAUGUGACAUGUUUUUGAAUCGUUAAGAAUACAUUUCUUGUCAACCUAAAUUCAACGGAAACGGAACGCAGACACGUUUACAUAUGGCGAACGAUUGGAUUUACCGUCGUUAACAUCUGUCCACGAAGUUCAUAAUCUUAGGAAUAUGGUUAUAUGCAGAUUUGUUGCAGCUAUCGGCGCAUUUAUCAGAAACAUGUACGAGUCAUGAUUUUGAUUUACUCAGACAUUUUUAUGACUAACAAAAAUCCUUGCUCUAAUUAUACAUGCCUAACUUAAACUGUUGGCGAGAAAUAAACGCAAAAAGAAUCCGAGUGGCCAAAUUGGCAAGCACUGCAAAUGGAUACUUUUGGGCAGCAUGUGUAGUUAUUACCUAAUCGUCACCAUCAUGAUUUAUCUGCAACAUUGUUGAAUUAACAUGCUAGGCGCCAACUUGUAAUCAUGUUAUGUACAUAUUCUCACUUUUAAUGUCAAUACGGCUUUGUUAUGCUGUUGUUUUUGUUGUCUGGUUCUCAAAAGAAUACUACAGAUUAACUCAGUAUCUUUAUCCGUUAUUACGUUACGAUUACGCCGCGCUGCGAAAGAGCUAAAUAAAAAUGACCAUUUGAAAUGCG
Mercenaria mercenaria is the source of this 2478-nucleotide messenger RNA. RefSeq lists its product as uncharacterized. The transcript is spliced from 2 exons. The coding region runs from base 287 to 1765 and encodes 492 amino acids. The record is from RefSeq and is a predicted model, not a curated record. Lineage: Eukaryota; Metazoa; Mollusca; Bivalvia; Venerida; Veneridae.